AUGCCUCGUGGAAAAACACUUUCGAAGGAGAAGAUCGCAUAUGAUUCGGGUCGUGUUUCAGCAGCGUUAGAUUGUGCUGCAAAGUGUGAUUUUAAUCAGAUGGCGAUCUUUCUCGAUAAUGGUAGACGAGAUUUUCCUGAAUUUGACCAGAUUAAUGAAGAUCUGGCACUUGCAGCUCGCCUUUGCCAUCGUCUUUCCGGCGAACUGAAGGGUGCCGAUACCCUGAGGUCACUUCACUACGACAUCGAAACCUGUCGUGAUGAUAUUCGUAAAAUUAUGUAUGGUCACAGAAGGGAUAGUGAAUCCAGCGAUUCAGGUAACGAUAUUGCUGAGAAAAAGAAGGAGGUAAGACGGCGUUUGGGCCGCCUGGAUAAACUUAUGCAGACUCAAAGAACAAUCAAACGUUGUCGCAAGGAUUUUAAUGCGUUUAUGUUAACAUACAAGGAGGAUGGUGGCAACCGCGGAUUUUGGGCGAAUUUGUGUUCAUGUUCGUAA
Messenger RNA from Adineta steineri, 495 nucleotides. The record is from the annotation of a GenBank genome assembly. NCBI's taxonomy places the organism in Eukaryota, Metazoa, Rotifera, Eurotatoria, Adinetida, Adinetidae.